GACAGCUGCCUGUGAAUAACCUGUGAUAGUCCACGAGUGUCCAUGACCAAAACAAUGGCAGAGAUCGAGUGGCCCUGGCAGUACAGCUUCCCCCCAUUCUUUACGCUUCAGCCUCACGCGGAUACGAGAGCUAAGCAGAUAGCGGCCUGGAAAAGUUUGGUGCUCGAGUACUACCGCAUCACGAAGCAGGCAGUUGUGGAUGUGCGCGAGGUGCACACGAAUCCUCUGUUUAAUAACGCCAGCAUUAAUAGAAGAUUGCCGUCCGAAGGUGUGCUGAUGAUACUGGAAGAAUUAGGAAAAUCGGGCAAUGCGUCUCCGCUAGAUAAGACCAAACAGAGAUGGUUGGUUUAUUGGCAUACUUUAGAAGAAUGGGGCGAUAUAAUAUAUAAUUAUGCGCAGGAGAAUGGCUUCAUUGGCUCUGUGUGCACGUUUUUUGAACUGACGCAGGGGGAAGACACGACUGAGCAAGAAUUCCACGGUCUGGAUACGGAAGUGUUGAUCAGAUCACUGAGAACGCUGGAAGCUGCCAGAAAGGCAGAGAUCAUCUCGUUCGAUGAUAAUCAAGGCGUUAAAUUUUUCUAACGCGUAGGAAGUAAUUGUCACUCGUCGAGAAUUUCGCGAGUACAGUUACGUGUAAAUUUAUAUUUAAUUGCGUACUCGUUAAAAUUUAAUAUAUGCGUUUAGAUGUACAUUUUUAUGAAAUAAAAGUCUGUUCCUCUCUACACUGACGUACAGCGACAGUAAUCCCAAAAAUCUUGGGGGGUUUUUUUUUUAUUUAUAUUAGAGUCGAUUAUAUCAGUCGAGCGUAAUGGAUUU
Messenger RNA from Temnothorax curvispinosus, 816 nucleotides. RefSeq names its product vacuolar protein-sorting-associated protein 25 (gene Vps25). The coding region runs from base 43 to 582 and encodes 179 amino acids. The record is from RefSeq and is a predicted model, not a curated record. The transcript is spliced from 4 exons. NCBI's taxonomy places the organism in Eukaryota, Metazoa, Arthropoda, Insecta, Hymenoptera, Formicidae. Gene Ontology annotation, biological process: protein transport to vacuole involved in ubiquitin-dependent protein catabolic process via the multivesicular body sorting pathway. Gene Ontology annotation, cellular component: ESCRT II complex. Gene Ontology annotation, molecular function: structural molecule activity; protein homodimerization activity.